AUGCCCUUGUUGAUUCGUCAGCUACCUUUCCUCCGACCGACCAUACUCCGCACUUGUCGAGCUCUACAGCUACCCCGUGCAGCACCCGGCAAUCCUCCUGCACCAGACCGACAUCCCUCCCCCAUCUCGUCGUACUCAACCCGCCGCACCAGCCCCGUCAAAGGACGCAACAGCCCCCAAAAGAUGGCCUCCGUCUCCCACCCCGACCAAGUCAACAAGACGAGCCAUCCGUUCGAGAGGCAGGCGAUCGAGACCCUGUUGUUGAGGAGGUUCUUCUUUUGUCCCGCUUUCGAGAUUUAUGGAGGUCCGUCAGUACUACGCGUGUGCGGUGGGAUGGGGCCUUUGAGCUGAUCGUUUGGGUCGUGUUCGGUUUUUUGCAGGUGUCAAGGGCCUGUACGAUUAUGUGAGUAUCUACGGCUGGGCAGGCUGAGAACGAGCACCUCCUCUUCCACGUCCUCCUCAAGCUGACCGCUCUUUCCCCUCCAGGGUCCCCCCGGUGCGGCCCUACAAGCGAACAUCCUCGACCUCUGGCGCAAGCACUUUAUCAUCGAAGAAGAGAUGCUCGAAGUCGACACCACCAUCAUGACCCUCUCGGACGUACUCAAAACGUCCGGCCACGUCGAUCGUUUCACCGACUGGAUGGUUCGCGACCUCAAGACGAACGAAGUCUACCGCGCGGAUCAUCUCGUCGAAGGCGUCCUUCAAGCGAGGAUCAAAGCCGAUGCCGAAGCGAGGGGUCACGCUUUGAAACCUGUCGUGGAGGACCCGACCCAAAAGAAGAAGAAGAAGGUCGUUCAAGCCGUGACGCAAAUCUUACCGGACGGCAAAGCCGAAGAAUACGAAACCGUCUUGGCGCAGAUUGAUAACCUUGGUGGCAAGGAAUUGGGCGAGCUGAUUAGGAAGGAAGGGAUCUUGGCACCGGAUACGGGUAAUGAGGUGUCGGAACCGGUCGAAUUCAACCUCAUGUUUGAGACGCAGAUUGGUCCCACGGGCCAGAUCCAUGGGUGAGUGGUCGGCCGUGAGCUGCAUCCCACAGGACUCGACCGGGGAGAGCUGACUCUGUCGCUGGCCCUCACAGUUACCUCCGUCCCGAAACGGCUCAAGGCCACUUUGUCAACUUCAACCGCCUGCUCGAAUUCAACAACGGUCGCGUCCCUUUCGCCUCGGCUCAAAUCGGUCGUUCGUUCCGUAACGAGAUCUCACCCAAACAAGGCCUCUUGCGCGUACGAGAAUUCACCAUGGCCGAAAUCGAACACUACGUCGACCCGCAGGACAAGGCCCAUGAUCGAUUCGACUCGGUCAAGCACGUCGAGAUGCAAUUCCUCCCCAAGGGGGUGCAGGAAUCGGGCAAGACGGAUUUGACGACCACGACGAUCGGUCAAGCCGUGGAAGACGGCAUGGUCGAUAAUAUGACGUUGGGUUACUUCAUCGCGAGGAUCUACCUCUUCCUCACCAAGAUCGGCAUCGAUCCUAAACGCCUUCGAUUCCGUCAACACAUGGCCAAUGAGAUGGCUCACUACGCCGCGGAUUGUUGGGAUGCCGAGAUUUUGAACUCGUACGGAUGGAUCGAAUGCGUUGGGUGCGCCGAUCGUUCGGCGUACGAUUUGACCGUCCAUGCGAAUAGGACUCAGCAAAAGAUGGUGGUGAGGAAGGCGUUGGAGGAAGUGCACGUGUACGACAAGCUCGUCAUCAACCUCGAAAAGAAGUCGUUCGGUCCCAUGUUCAAAAAGGAUGCCAAGGCGUUGGAAGAAGGCUUGCUCAAGCUCACGCAGGAGCAAACGAGUGAGGCGCAAAAAGCUCUGACGGAGAAAGGCGAGUACCUCUUCCAAGGUCCCAACGGCCAGGAAUUCAAGAUCCCUUCGUCGGUCAUGUCCAUCAAAUCGGUGACCGUUCGCGAACAAGUACGCGAAUUCGUCCCCAACGUCAUCGAACCUUCCUUCGGCAUCGGUCGCAUCCUCUACUCCCUCCUCGAACAUUCCUACUGGGCUCGAGCAGAGGACGUCAACCGAGGCGUUUUGUCCCUCCCCCCUUCCGUGGCACCGGUCAAGGUCCUCAUCGUUCCUCUUUCGAACAACGCCGAAUUGAAACCCUUGUCCAAACAAGUGUCCAACCAAUUACGAUCGCUCGGCAUCGCUUCCCGCGUCGACGACUCGGGCGCGUCGAUCGGGAAACGUUAUGCGCGAAACGAUGAAUUGGGUACCCCCUACGGCGUGACGAUCGAUUUCGCCUCCGUCAAGAACGGCACCAUCACCUUGAGGGAAAGGGACACGACCUUCCAAGUCAUCGGUAAGGUUGAAGAGGUUGUGGCGUUGUUGGUCGAGUUGUGCUCGGGGAGGUUGGAAUGGGCCGAGGCCGCGACGAGGUUGCCGGCUUAUACGGGCGAACAGGAGGUUUGA
This is a messenger RNA of Microbotryum saponariae, 2396 nucleotides long. The record is from the annotation of a GenBank genome assembly. NCBI's taxonomy places the organism in Eukaryota, Fungi, Basidiomycota, Microbotryomycetes, Microbotryales, Microbotryaceae.